Messenger RNA from Clupea harengus (Atlantic herring), 345 nucleotides. Its product is annotated as F-box only protein 39-like. Gene Ontology annotation, molecular function: protein binding. NCBI's taxonomy places the organism in Eukaryota, Metazoa, Chordata, Actinopteri, Clupeiformes, Clupeidae. The record is from RefSeq and is a predicted model, not a curated record.
AUGUCAGAGUGCAACUUCAGCGAGCAGGAGGUCAGCGCCAGACCCCUUUUCAGAGACAUCUUGCCACACUACUGGAACCAGCUACAGGUCUUGUCUGUGGAAAUCGACAACUGUUAUGAGUCCGUGGAUGGAGAGCUACUUGAGCUGGUGAUGACGUGCUGGCAGUUACACUCCCUGAUGAUCAAUGCUUACCUGGACAUCGACUUUGUGGAACAGGUGCUUGAAUACUGCCAGGAGACCAGAUGUCCUCUAAGGACCUUUGAAGUAAGACAAUCAGCCUCGUCAUGGAUAGCUUGGAAUUAAAUCAUUUUGUGUUAGCUUCAAACGAGUCGGCAGAGUUCUAAU